Messenger RNA from Meira miltonrushii, 2384 nucleotides. Its product is annotated as putative ATP-binding cassette transporter protein, mitochondrial. Gene Ontology annotation, molecular function: ATP binding; ABC-type transporter activity; ATP hydrolysis activity. The transcript has a single exon. Gene Ontology annotation, cellular component: mitochondrial inner membrane. The coding region runs from base 91 to 2340 and encodes 749 amino acids. Gene Ontology annotation, biological process: transmembrane transport; intracellular iron ion homeostasis. The record is from RefSeq and is a predicted model, not a curated record. NCBI's taxonomy places the organism in Eukaryota, Fungi, Basidiomycota, Exobasidiomycetes, Exobasidiales, Brachybasidiaceae.
CCAACAUUCUCACAAUUCCAAUCAUCCAUCACGGCAACUUGUACAACACCAUCACCAUCAAAUUGGCAGGCGGAACAAGGCUGACAGAGGAUGUUUGCAUCUUCUUCCCGAACGCUGAUUGCGGGAACAAGUGCAAGAAUACAGGGUAUAUCUUGCAUUCGCCCUUACAGCCGCAAUAAUGCAUUCAUUCCGGUACUGCAAAGAUCAUGGAACAAGUCUGAUCACGAUAGAGGGCUAUCUAUAUGGAGCAGAGCUACAGAUCAGAGCAUCAAGCAAGCAUGGCAUAGUCCACAGGUAAAAGCUAUGCCACCAAUUCGCUCAAGGUCAUUUCGAAGUAUGGCAAAUGACAAUGAAAGUACACAGACACCUACAAAAGCUCCUCAAGGUACACGCGAGCCCACAAACAAACAGGCUUCCAAAGCAGAUGAUCCUUUGAACCUGAAUCAAGCAUCUGCCACCUCCACAAAACAACAGCGUGAGACCGAUUGGUCGAUUGUGAAAAAGCUGAUAGGACACAUAUGGCCAAAAGGCGAUCGAGGAACAAAGAUACGGGUCAUAUUGGCUCUAGCUCUUUUGGUUGGAGGCAAAUUGCUAAAUGUUCAAGUUCCAUUCUUUUUCAAAGGUAUCGUAGAUCAAAUCAAUGAAGUCGUCAAUGCACCUUUAGAUAUGACCAAUCCUAAUACAGCUUGGACAAUCGCCGGUGCUGCGAUUGUCGGAUACGGUCUUUCUAGAGUUGGAGCUGCUGUUUUCUCAGAAUUGCGUAAUGCUGUGUUUGCCAAUGUUGCUCAAAGAUCGAUAAGAAGGGUUGCCAGGAGCGUCUUUACCCAUCUACUUCGAUUGGAUCUCGGAUGGCAUCUAUCACGGCAGACAGGAGGUUUGACAAGGGCCAUAGAUAGAGGAACAAAGGGUAUCUCGUUCUUGCUCACCUCGAUUGUAUUCCACAUCGUGCCGACUGCACUGGAAAUCACAAUGGUUUGUGGUAUUUUGACGUAUAAGUGCGGUAUCAAUUUUGCUGCAGUGACUGCCAUCACCAUGGCAGCAUAUGCAUGGUUCACUAUCCGGACAACUGCCUGGAGAACGCGAUUCCGCAAAGAAGCAAAUGCAGCGGACAAUCGUGCUGCAACAACUAGUGUGGAUUCGCUAUUAAAUUACGAAGCAGUGAAAUAUUUCAAUAAUGAAAAGUUUGAGGUCGCAAAGUAUGAUAACGCAUUAGCAGAUUACGAAAAAUCCAGUGUCAAAGUUGCAACGAGUUUGGCUGCUUUGAACAGUGGACAAAAUGCCAUCUUCUCAACCAGUUUGACAGUCAUGAUGUUUUUGGCUGCACAAGGUGUUGUUGGAGGAACGAUGACGGUGGGAGAUUUGGUAUUGGUGAAUCAAUUGGUAUUCCAAUUGAGCUUACCUCUCAACUUCUUAGGCUCCGUAUAUCGUGAACUACGUCAAAGCUUGGUCGAUAUGGAAACAAUGUUCAACUUGGAAAAUGUUGCUGUGAAUGUCAAAGACAAGCCUGACGCACCUCCAUUGCAAGUUACAGGAGGUGAGAUUCGAUUCGAGAAUGUCACAUUCGGCUACCAUCCAGACCGAUUAAUCUUUAAGGAUUUAUCAUUUGUCGUUCCUGCCGGUCUCAAAACUGCUUUCGUGGGUCCUUCAGGAUGUGGAAAGUCUACUAUCUUCCGUCUCCUUUUCCGAUUUUACGAGCCGCAAUCUGGUCGAAUUUUGAUUGACGGUCAAGAUAUUCGCGAUGUUAGCCUGGAAAGUUUAAGAAAGGCAAUCGGAGUCGUUCCACAAGAUACGCCUCUGUUCAAUGAUGACAUUAUCAAUAAUAUCAGGUACGGACGAUUAGACGCUACUGAUGAGCAAGUCUUUGAAGUAGCAAAGAGGGCACGAUUAGAUGCAACUGUGAAGAAUUUGCCAGAAGGAUAUUCUACCAAAGUGGGUGAAAGAGGAUUGAUGAUCUCAGGUGGAGAAAAGCAAAGGUUGGCGAUUGCAAGAUUAUUGUUAAAGAAUCCCGAUAUUCUCUUUAUGGAUGAAGCUACUUCCGCUUUAGACACAUUCACAGAAGCUUCUUUGAUGCGAGAUUUGAACGAUACCCUACUCAAAUCACGAAGGACGGCCAUCUUUGUUGCACAUAGAUUACGCACGAUCAGUGAUGCAGAUCUGAUUAUCGUUUUGAGGGACGGAAAGGUAGAACAACAAGGCAAACAUGAACAAUUGUUAACCCAAGGCAAAACAUAUGCAGAUUUGUGGGACAGUCAACAAACGACUGGAAUGGGAUAUGGAGCGGGAGAAGGUGAACAUCCUGCCGAAGCUGAAAAGGAGAAAGUUGCAGCACAAAAAGUAUGAUCUAAUUUGCAGUUUUUAAUGGAAUAAUAAGUUUUAUUGGAAUG